Lutzomyia longipalpis is the source of this 727-nucleotide messenger RNA. RefSeq names its product protein DPCD. The transcript is spliced from 3 exons. Bases 87 to 716 code for a protein of 209 amino acids. Lineage: Eukaryota; Metazoa; Arthropoda; Insecta; Diptera; Psychodidae. The record is from RefSeq and is a predicted model, not a curated record.
CAAUGCGGUUGUCAUUAUUUUGUUUACAAAACAUUGAUUAAACAGUUUUCUCGAGGAAGUGCAGUUUAUCUUAAUUUUCUGGCAAAAUGUCUUUUGUUGAGUGGGUAAAUCUCAUCAGAGCUGCAGAGAAGACUUCAAUUAUCUCGGGGGGACAGCGAAAGGUGCACUACACCUUCCCGGAUGGGCAGGAAAUGGUUGAAGAGUACAGUUUGGAAACAGGAGUCAUCCAGAGGAGAGCAUGGCGCAAGAAGAAAGAUCUACGUGGGGAGCCAGACUGGGAACUUGAGUUGGGAGACUGUGUCAAGGAGUUGAGAAUUGGAGGAGAUUUUAUCAUGAGGGAAGCAAACACAGAGCCAAUAAUAUCAAAACGCAUCACAAAAUCAAAUAUUGAAUGGAGAAUCCGAAAUCUCCCGUAUCCCAUUGAAACGUACUCCGUCACAGCUGAUACCGAGAAGAAGUCCAUUGUGGUGCGAACAACCAAUAAGAAAUACUAUAAAAUCAUUCAAAUUCCGGAACUGCAGAGAUGUAAUUCACUUCCAAAGCAGGAGAAUAUCUCAUUCAAGCAUCAGCACAAUACUCUGAUAAUCUCGUAUCAAAAGCCGAAAAUUCUUCUUGAAAUGGAAAAGGCCGUACUGCUGGAGCUAAAAGACGUUGAAACAACCACAGAUGUUAAUGUUGACUGCGAUGAAUUGCUCCAAGAACUGAUGCGUAAAUAGGAAUUUACAAA